Messenger RNA from Sciurus carolinensis (gray squirrel), 919 nucleotides. It is a transcript of the gene Gpx8, whose product is annotated as glutathione peroxidase 8 (putative). Gene Ontology annotation, molecular function: glutathione peroxidase activity. Bases 21 to 653 code for a protein of 210 amino acids. The record is from RefSeq and is a predicted model, not a curated record. The transcript has 3 exons. Gene Ontology annotation, biological process: response to oxidative stress. Lineage: Eukaryota; Metazoa; Chordata; Mammalia; Rodentia; Sciuridae.
UCCCUCUAGAAUCAACCAAAAUGGAGCCUCUUGCUGCUCACCCGUUAAAAUGUUCCGGGCCCAAAGCAAAGGUAUUUGCAGUUUUGCUCUCUAUGGUUCUAUGCACAGUGAUGCUAUUUCUCCUACAACUAAAAUUCCUAAAACCUAAAAUCAACAGCUUUUAUACCUUUGAAGUGAAGGACGCAAAAGGAAGAACUGUUUCUCUGGAAAAGUUUAAAGGCAAAGAGGUUUCACUAGUUGUAAACGUGGCUAGUGACUGCCAACUCACAGACAGAAAUUACUUAGCACUGAAGGAACUGCACAAAGAGUUUGGACCAUUCCACUUCAGCGUCCUGGCGUUUCCGUGCAAUCAGUUUGGAGAAUCGGAACCCCGUUCAAGCAAGGAAGUAGAAUCUUUUGCAAGAAAAAACUACGGAGUAACAUUCCCCAUCUUCCACAAGAUUAAGAUCCUAGGAUCUGAAGCAGAACCCGCAUUUAGAUUUCUUGUUGAUUCUUCAAAGAAGGAACCAAGGUGGAAUUUUUGGAAGUAUCUAGUCAACCCUGAGGGUCAAGUCGUGAAGUUCUGGAGGCCAGAGGAGCCCAUUGAAGUCAUCAGGCCUGAUGUAGCAAAUCUGGUUAGACAACUCAUCCUUAAAAAGAAAGAGGACCUGUGAAAAUACCACUGAGCCACUCUAAUGCAAUAGCCGGCACAGAGAAAUAUCUCCAUGAGGAUUUGAUCUCUUUUUAGAUACUUUGACAAUUAAAUACAGCACUGAAGGAUUUUUUUUUUUUUAAAUAUUGUCUUACUAGUCAAUGGUAAUGAAUGUCCUCAGGACAGAGAUGUAACACAAAGUCAAAAAAAAAAAAAAAAUAGUAGCCAAAUAAUCCAAAGGAAAUAUAUUAAAUGCUCCAUCUGACAUACUAAAAUUUUCAGAAUACA